Chaetomium globosum CBS 148.51 is the source of this 1416-nucleotide messenger RNA. RefSeq lists its product as uncharacterized. Gene Ontology annotation, molecular function: oxidoreductase activity. The transcript has 6 exons. The record is from RefSeq and is a predicted model, not a curated record. Bases 1 to 1416 code for a protein of 471 amino acids. Lineage: Eukaryota; Fungi; Ascomycota; Sordariomycetes; Sordariales; Chaetomiaceae.
AUGGCUUCCACCGCAGACCUCCCCUACAAGAUGCGCGUCACCCCGGACAACACCGGGCUCUGGCACAUCAAGCAGACCGACGAGGCGGCCAAGAAGGUGUCGGAGCUGCUCCAGGAGGACAUGGAAGUCAGUUCCCCUCAAGCACCACGUCUUCUUCAAAGGAAGAACACUUCCACAACCCAUAUCCCGCACCACCUCCUCGCCCUCUACGGCACCGGCGCCGCGCCCUCCGCCCUCCAGGCCGCCUACCGCGCCAACAACACCUACCAGCGCCCGGCCCUGGCCCCGCACACUCCCUCCCUCGCCCAAACCCAGGCGACCUUCCACCCCUGGCCGGCCGCCGCGCGCCCCCGCUUCGGCGACGAGGCCUACUACCCGGAUUUUUUGCGGUUUUUCCAGGCCGAGAUGAAGCGGGAGGGGGGGUGGAAGAACGUGGUGGGACGGUAUUUGUUUGGUUUGGGGCUGGGUGUUGAUAAGGAAGGCGAUGGUGUUGGUGGUGGUGGUGGGGAUGAGUUGUUGGUGCGGUUGUUUGCGGGGAUCUUGCAUCCGCUGAUCCAGCUGAUGUACGGCGUGGAAUGGGGCCAGGAGGCGGUGGUGGCCGAGGGGCUUGCGCAGGCGGCGGUGCAUUCGGGGGAUCUGGGGAGGUUUUUACUGGCGGCGGAGGAGAAGGCUAGGGCUGCUGCUGGGGGUGGGAAGGAAGGGGGGGUGGGGGUGUUGGAGUUGAUGGCUGAGAUUAGGAGGGAUCCGAAGUUGAAGGGGGCUGCGAGGGAUUCGGAUCCGGAAAAGAUCCGCGAUGGGGUGUUUGCGCGUGCGCGGGAGGAGAUGAUCGCGCUGGCGGCCAGGGUGAGGGUCAGGCCCGACGAGGUCGAGGAGAAGACGGCCGAGAUGUUUGAUGCGGCUGUGUAUGUGGCUGCCGCGGCCGCGGUGAUGAAGGAGGGGAAGCAGCCCAAGUUUGACUUCUUUUUUAUGCACCAUGUGAACUCCAGCCCCUUUUUCGUCGCCAUCAACGCCCAGGACUGGAUCCCCGCCGAGGCUAAGGCACGCCUGUUGGAGUGGAAGAUCCGGAUGGACUUGCUCCAGUAUGCUGCCCGCGGCGCGCCCGAGCUGUCCGUUGAGAAACUGGCUGCUUAUCAACCGCGAAAACCCAAAGCCGGUGGGUCGUUGGCUGAUAUUGUUGCCCGCCUGCACACUUACGAAGAUGACGGACAUUCCAUCAAGCUGGCCCGGGCGGCCGUGAUCUGCCGCAACAUCUGCAAAAAGUACGAGGACGAGGGUAAGGGCUGGCUGAAGGUGAAAGGGGACGACAUGUGGUCGAAGGUUUGCCACCUGAUCGUCGACUCGGUCGAAGCACCCGGGGAGCGCUGGCUACGGAGCUGUGGUUUUGAUGAGGCUUGGAAGGACGUCCCGGACAUUUAG